GCGUAUUUAUAGUGAGGAACGUCCAUGCCUGGACAAGCGAGGUUUCUUUGACUGCAAAUAUAGCUCACAAGAACUGUAAUCUAUUGGUGCCAGCAGCAUCUCUCGCUCUUGCACGAGCACUGUGUAGCACCGACGAUGGAGGGCAAGAAGACGUCAAAGCGAAAGACCAAGCGUGUUCGAAUAAAUAUGACUCUGUGCAGGUACGAGGUGGUGCGCCGUGUGGCACGAGCUCGGGGCUGGAAGCUCGUGACAGAUGACAAACCCGAAGGCAAACCAUCGGUAUGCAAUAUACACUGGAUCGACGUCCCCGACAUCCUCCCGACAUUCAAGACAUUGAUGCCGUAUCAGAAGGUAAAUCACUUCCCAGGAAUGGCCAACUUGGCAUGCAAGUCCAAACUAGCACGAAACCUCGAGCGCAUGAAGAAGCUAUUUCCCGGUGAGUACGACUUUGUUCCUCGAACAUGGAUCUUGCCGUUCGACCAGUACGAUUUCCAGCAAAAUUUCAACUCGGAAGGUGAAAGCCAACGCACGUUCAUUGUGAAACCUGACCACAUGUGUCAAGGACGUGGUGUGUUCCUCACUCGCAAGCUCUCACAAAUACCACGUGGGGAUGUUCUAGUUGCUCAGCAAUACGUUGCUCGCCCUCUGCUCAUUGAUGGCAAGAAGUUUGAUCUACGCAUUUACGUGCUUGUGACUUCGUGCUCUCCACUUCGAGUAUACAUUUUCAAGGACGGUUUGGUGAGAAUGUGCACAGCGGACUACGUGACUCCCAAUGCAGAAAAUCUCGAGCAACGAUUCAUGCACCUUACCAACUAUGCUGUGAACAAACACUCCAACAACUUCGAAACAAACAAAGGAGAUGGCAUUGAAGGUACAGGCAGUAAACGAUCACUCAAAUGGUUCUUCGUGUGGUUGAAGGAAAAACUCCCAAACGAUAAGGUAAUCAAACUAUGGGACCAAAUCGGUGAUAUCUGCCUGAAGACGAUACUGUCUGUACAACCUACCCUGGCACAGGAGUAUAGAUCGACCUUUGCAAAGUAUAUUCGUCGCCCCAACUCAGCAUCCAGAUCUGACCCUCAGGCUAGCGAUAUGAGCUUGGGACUCGACAACAAGAAACGUCGACCCAGUAGUGGAGGCGAUAAGGUCAACGAUAAAUGCGAGUCCUCCUCUCCUGCUGGCUCAUCGACACCACCUUCCUGUUCUUUCGCCCUGUUGGGCAUGGAUGUGCUCAUCGACGAACAACUCAAGCCGUGGCUACUAGAGGUCAACCACUUGCCAAGUUUUGGCUGCGAUUCGGCUCUGGAUUGGAGCGUGAAGGAACCUCUUAUUUCCCAAACUUUUGACCUAUUGAAUAUCUCUAGCAACGACAAAGAGCGAUAUGACACCGAGCAUGCCCGUGCAAUUCAACGUAGGCUUUACGGAGGUGUCUCGAUUCCUGUCUCGAGCAAUUCUGGAUCUAGCUCAGUAAUGAGUGGCAAUCAGUAUAGUGAACUUCCGCCGUUGAUCCCUUCGCCUCGAACAAUUGUCCCCGACGAUACUAACGAAUCCGAUAAGGGGAACCAGUUGCCAUUGAACGCAGACCAGCUUCGUGAAGCGCUUACCAAUUACUACUCCCACUUCAACGCGGAUCGCCUGCGUCAUCUUGACACAAUUAUGACUAAGUAUGUUGACAAUCAGGAGGAACUAAGUCGCAGUCUCCAGCUAAAAUAUGGCAAAAGUAUCUUCGACUUCGCGCAUCGCGAUCCUGUUAGCAACAAUGGUCAAGUAGAAGAAGACGCCAGACAAAAAGUCGAUCAGGAACCGCUGAUUGACUUUGUUCGUAUAUAUCCUCCGCAAUGCUCACAGAAAGAUUCGAAGUACCGCAAGAUGUUGGACGCUUCGCAGCAGUAUAUCGAUGAACUGCAAUUGCGGUUCUCGGCACCACUGCAGCAUCGCCGACCAGAAACAGACAGCAAUGGAGUGGUGCUCCCACAGCUGAAAGGUGUCCAGAAAAAAGAGCAGCUUGGUCGAGACUGCUUCGGGUUUUCUGGAACUGACAAAGCGCAGUGGUUCGCGGCUGCAGCUGAUAAAAAACCUUUGGUAGUACCGGGGCCGAUGCAAGUGGCAGCAGCUCAUCGAAUGAUGCUAGGUCACUCCAGCCAAAAGUUGUCUAUCAAACCUCCCACUCCGCCAGAACCUCUUCCUUCCCGCUCCGGCACCCCUGUAAACUACGGGCUUCAAUAUCGUGAACGACUCGCAACGCUCAAGAACAAGCCGACGCUUACCGUCUCUCAGGUUUCCUUCUGCUUCGACGGGCCAUUUUAACCAUCGUUCACAGCGAUAGUAAUACCUACUAGUAUCAUCCUUACUUCUGUGUGAUGUGCAAAUCUACUGAACCUUCAAAGACGCCUCAUCAAUCGAUCUCGAUAAUGUCAGGCGACCGCUUUCUCUUCUUUAGAGACUGAGUAGUGGCUGCACUCUCCGAACCCUUUGUCGCACUCAUAAGACAUCGCGGGAGUUGAAUCUGAAAUCUGUCCUUCUUCAAAUGCUGAGCUUGAGGCCCAGGAACCAAAUAGCAGAUCGUGUUGUACGC
Phytophthora nicotianae INRA-310 is the source of this 2572-nucleotide messenger RNA. RefSeq lists its product as hypothetical. Gene Ontology annotation, biological process: protein polyglutamylation; microtubule cytoskeleton organization. The record is from RefSeq and is a predicted model, not a curated record. Gene Ontology annotation, molecular function: tubulin binding; tubulin-glutamic acid ligase activity. NCBI's taxonomy places the organism in Eukaryota, Oomycota, Peronosporomycetes, Peronosporales, Peronosporaceae. Gene Ontology annotation, cellular component: cilium. Bases 136 to 2304 code for a protein of 722 amino acids. The transcript has a single exon.